AUGAAUAUGACCGAGAACGUCUCACCAAAGCAAGAAAUGGCUAUCCAGGCAACUGAGGACGAAGCCUUAGACAGUGAGGACGUUACCUCAUUGGGCACAUCUCAUCCCAGUGCAGCACUCUCACCACAAACAGCGCCAGGUAGCAAAGGAGUUUCGCCUGCAACAUCAGCAGCCCCACCAAUUUAUUCUGAAGAAGGUCUCUACUUUCGGACGGCCACAGAAGAACGCACUGGAGACGAUGAAUUUGUCGGUAUACUGCCAAGCGAGGAGGGCCCAUCAACGUCCCCAUCAACUCAGCAGGCAGCAAAGAUUCCUACAGAUGACUUCUACCAAACUUCUGUCGGAAAAUUCCGCUUCUCGAUAGAGCAACUUCCUCCACAGUUAAAAAUGAUUCAUUCUCUCUUAGAGGAAAGUAAAAUGGUUCCUAAAUUAUGGGCUAGACUUCGUCCGGACUUUGUGCAGGUCGGAGAAUUGGCAUCAUUGCUCCUCCUCCACUGCAUUUCAUUUCCUUCUGGAGAAGAUGCCUUUUGGCGUGUUGUUCAUCGAGACUUUGCCAAUUCGGAUUGGAAAAUCCGUUUCGAUUCAGUGGGCAAAGCAUACGUAAUGGCGCAUGUGAUCAAAUGGGCACCAGUCAAGAGCAACAAGGUAGUUCAAACCGCCCUCUCAGCUCUGUUCUAUCAUUUCGUGACAUCUCUUCAUGAUCCAAACCCCACAGUAGCCCAAAGGGCAAUAAUUGCCCUCAGAGCACUGCCAACACAAACGUUGAAGAUGAUGUGCUUCUGUUUCGAAUCACAGUUCGACUCCUGUAUAGUGGAUCGUCCCGUAAUUAUCAACGCUAUACGAGUCCUCACAACACAAAUCCCUGACGAGACCAUGCUUACGUUCGACUUCUUCAUACAGAGAUUUGAAACUCUUGUUCUGGAAAGUCAAUUAAGCAACCAAAGUGAAGAAACCGUUUUCGUUCAAGGUAUGUCAUCAGGAAUUUAA
Messenger RNA from Strongylus vulgaris, 987 nucleotides. The record is from the annotation of a GenBank genome assembly. Lineage: Eukaryota; Metazoa; Nematoda; Chromadorea; Rhabditida; Strongylidae.